UUUCCCUUGCGGUGGAACAAAAUAACUUUCUCGGCUCUUUUCCACCCAACAUCUUCCACACCCUCCCCAAUCUUAAAAUAUUUGAUUUUGCAGGAAAUCAAUUCUCAGGUCCAAUCCCUUUUUCGAUUGCAAACGCUUCUGCCCUACAAAUAUUAGACUUAUCAGAAAACAUGAAUUUGGUUGGACAAGUUCCAAGUCUAGGGAAUUUACAAGACCUUUCCAUUCUAAAUUUGGAAGAAAACAAUUUAGGUGAUAAUUCAACUAUGGAUUUAGAGUUUUUAAAAUAUUUGACAAAUUGCAGUAAACUACACAAGUUUUCGAUAUCUUAUAAUAAUUUUGGAGGUCAUUUGCCAAAUUCCAUAGGGAAUUUAUCCACUGAACUUAAACAACUAUAUAUGGGGGGUAAUCAGAUAUCAGGAAAAAUUCCUGCAGAAUUAGGAAGUGUAGUUGGCUUAAUUCUCUUGACCAUGGAGUCUAACUGCUUUGAAGGAACUAUUCCAACUACAUUUGGGAAGUUAAAAAAUAUGCAGAGAUUACAUUUGGAGGAAAACAAGUUGUCAGGAGAUAUUCCACCCUUCAUAGGCAAUCUCAGUCAAUUGUAUGAUUUAGAAUUAGAUCAUAAUAUGUUUCAAGGAAUUAUUCCUCCAAGCUUAGGAAACUGUCAAAAUUUACAAUAUCUAGAUCUGUCUCAUAAUAAGCUUAGAGGAACCAUACCUGUAGAGGUUUUAAAUCUUUUUUCUUUAUCAAUCUUAUUGAACUUGUCACAUAACUCUUUGAGUGGUACCUUACCAAGAGAAGUGAGUAUGUUAAAAAAUAUUGAAGAAUUAGAUGUCUCUGAGAAUCAUCUAUCUGGUGAUAUUCCGAGAGAAAUUGGUGAAUGUAUAAGCUUAGAAUAUAUUCAUUUGCAAAGGAACUCCUUCAACGGAACAAUACCGUCCUCUUUGGCUUCUCUCAAAGGUCUUCGAUAUUUAGACCUUUCAAGAAAUCAAUUGUCUGGAUCAAUUCCUGAUGGUAUGCAAAAUAUCUCAUUUUUGGAAUAUUUGAAUGUUUCUUUUAACAUGUUGGAAGGAGAGGUACCGACAAAUGGUGUAUUUGGAAAUGCAACCCAAAUAGAAGUGAUUGGAAACAAAAAGCUUUGUGGAGGUAUUUCCCACCUGCAUCUACCACCAUGCCCUAUCAAGGGUAGGAAACAUGCAAAACAACACAAGUUCAGGUUGAUAGCAGUGAUAGUUAGUGUGGUUUCUUUUAUUCUCAUACUUUCAUUUAUCAUCACUAUCUACAUGAUGAGGAAGAGAAAUCAAAAGAGAUCUUUUGAUUCACCAACAAUUGAUCAACUAGCUAAGGUUUCAUACCAAGAAUUACACGUAGGAACCGAUGGAUUCUCAGAUAGAAACAUGAUCGGAUCAGGAAGUUUUGGUUCCGUAUACAGAGGAAAUAUUGUUUCAGAAGAUAAUGUUGUUGCAGUUAAAGUCUUGAACCUCCAUAAAAAGGGAGCUCACAAGAGUUUCGUUGUUGAAUGUAACGCACUCAAAAAUAUUAGACACCGAAAUUUGGUUAGGGUUUUAACAUGUUGUUCUAGCACAAAUUACAAAGGUCAAGAAUUUAAAGCUCUAGUUUUUGAAUACAUGAAAAAUGGAAGCUUAGAACAGUGGUUACAUCCUGAGACUUUGAAUGCAAAUCCUCCAACAACAUUGAACCUUGGUCAUAGAUUAAACAUCAUCAUCGAUGUUGCUUCUGCAUUGCAUUACCUUCAUCGAGAAUGUGAGCAGUUAAUCCUUCAUUGUGAUCUAAAGCCAAGCAAUGUCCUUCUUGAUGAUGACAUGGUUGCUCAUGUGAGUGAUUUUGGCAUAGCAAGACUUGUCUCAACCAUUUCCGGUACCUCUAAUAAGAAUACUAGUACGAUCGGAAUAAAAGGAACAGUUGGUUAUGCUCCAUCGGAGUAUGGGAUGGGUUCAGAAGUAUCCACUUAUGGUGACAUGUAUAGCUUUGGAAUCCUUAUGCUGGAAAUGCUUACCGGAAGAAGACCCACCGAUGAACUUUUUAAAGACGGUCAAAAUCUACAUAACUUUGUUACAAUUUCAUUUCCUUGCAAUCUUAUAAAGAUUUUGGAUCCACAUCUUUUACCAAGAGCUGAAGAUGGAGCACGAGAAGAUGGAAAUCAUGAGAUUCUUCUUCCAACUGUAGAGGAGUGCUUAGUUUCCCUUUUUAGGAUUGGACUUUUUUGUUCAUUGGAAUCACCAAAAGAAAGAAUGAAUAUUGUGGAUGUCACUAGAGAGCUUACCACAAUCCAGAAGGUCUUUCUAGAUGGUCUUGAACAAAAUUUCUAAGUCAUUUGUGGAAAGAGAAGUUAUGCAGCAUAAUGUACUUUGCUAAGAAAAUGAAUGGUCAGCUGGAAUCACAUGUGGCAAUGCUUAGUAUACUAGUUGCUAUAAAUAAACAAUGUUUUCUGUAUUGCUUUCUAAUUAAAUGAUGUGAGAAUUGAUAAUUCUCCCAUAUUUAUCGUUAUUCUCAUCUGAAUUGUCAUUAUAGUUAAUUCAAUGGGUGUCGAUUUAAUCAAAUCUUUAUUAAAAUGUGUUUAAUUCAUAAGUAUAUUAAACUUUGUUUGCCCAAAUAAAACAACAAUCAAUUCAUGUGAAAUGAUUUUACUUCUUAGUAUAUUACCAGAUAUGAAUGAGUUACUUCCUUGACUGUUAGAAUCAAACUCAAUUUUAAUCCCUAGAGUCAAUCUUGUUAAUCAUAAAAAAUAGUAGAUU
Medicago truncatula (barrel medic) is the source of this 2753-nucleotide messenger RNA. Its product is annotated as probable LRR receptor-like serine/threonine-protein kinase At3g47570. The record is from RefSeq and is a predicted model, not a curated record. The transcript has 3 exons. Gene Ontology annotation, molecular function: protein binding; ATP binding; protein kinase activity. Lineage: Eukaryota; Viridiplantae; Streptophyta; Magnoliopsida; Fabales; Fabaceae. Gene Ontology annotation, biological process: protein phosphorylation. The coding region runs from base 171 to 2327 and encodes 718 amino acids.